Fonsecaea multimorphosa CBS 102226 is the source of this 462-nucleotide messenger RNA. RefSeq lists its product as uncharacterized. The record is from RefSeq and is a predicted model, not a curated record. NCBI's taxonomy places the organism in Eukaryota, Fungi, Ascomycota, Eurotiomycetes, Chaetothyriales, Herpotrichiellaceae. The transcript has a single exon. Bases 1 to 462 code for a protein of 153 amino acids.
AUGGCCGCAAUCCACCGCCCGGCGCACCUCACGCACCACGCCGCCAAACUCGCCUCGGCCGCGUGCAUCCAAAAGGCCCAAGACAUCGGCGUGCCCAUGAACAUCGCCAUCGUCGACGCCUCGCUGUACCUGCUGCACUUUGAGCGCAUGCCCGGCGCCAAACUCACCAGCGUCGACAUCUCCAUGAACAAGGCCUUCACGGCCGCGGGCCAUCGCGCCCCGACCUCCGUCUACAAGGAGGCCGUGUGGCCCGGCGGUGCGGCCUUCGGGUUGAAUUCCAGCAACAAUGGCCGCUUCAUGUACGUCGCCGGUGGCAUACCCAUUGUCGUCGAGGGAGAGACCGUCGGUGCGAUCGGGUGCAGUACGGGGACGCCGAGCCAGGAUACCAAAGUCGCGCAGGCGGGCGUGGAUGCCGUCAUGGAGUAUGUGAGGAAAAAUGAGAAGCCAAAGGCAAAGUUAUGA